Molecule: messenger RNA, 4300 nt
Organism: Micropterus dolomieu (smallmouth bass)
Lineage: Eukaryota; Metazoa; Chordata; Actinopteri; Centrarchiformes; Centrarchidae
Gene: angel2
Product: angel homolog 2 (Drosophila)
Exons: 9
Coding region: 110-2365 (751 amino acids)
Biological process (GO): 3'-UTR-mediated mRNA stabilization
Molecular function (GO): 3'-5'-RNA exonuclease activity; mRNA 3'-UTR binding
Source: RefSeq, a predicted model, not a curated record
GUUGACACGUCAGCGGUGACGUCUUAUGUUGAAGUCGGUUUUAUGGAUUCAAUAAAAACCAAAACCGGAUUAAAACAAAUAUAAUGCUUGAUGCCAGUGAUUUUUGUAGAUGCACCCAAGCGGAAACCUAAACGAUGUCUCGUCCACCUCCGGAGGGAACUGCCCCAUGUUCCUCCGCCAACUGACCUCCUCCGGCUCCUCCUUCCUUCCCCGCAGCCGUCCCGCUCUCUGCAGGGCCGGCUUCAGGAGCAGCAGUGCUUCCUCCUACCUCCCCCGUUACAUCCCAGCUCCCCGUCCAUGUUGGUCGGUGCAGGGAUUUCCGCCCUGGCCUCCCCGACUCCCCCGCUCCUACCUAGCAGCCCAUCAGGUCUACUCUGGUAGGACGUUUUACUUUGGCGGUAGUUCCCGUUCGCUCCACACCUCUGCCGGUCCCAUGAUGGAGCGGCCAGACAGAGAGCCUCCUCACAAACGGAGGAAGAGUACUGAGGAGAGGAGGGGCGUCGAAGAAAGGGAAGGACACAGAGGAGGAGCAGCAGCAGGGGCGACAGGAGGCAAGGCCAAGGAUGGAGGCUCCAAGAGGGAGCACCAUCGCCUGGAUUCCAGCGCAGACAGCCGUCCUCGACCAAACCACCACUUCAAAGAUGGAAGUCGAAACCGAGGGAUGAAUGGAGCUGGAAAAGCUGUCAGUAGGGAAAACAGCAGAGAUAAACAUGCAGAAAGGACUCGAACUGGGGAUAAAGACAGACAGCGACAAGACAGCGCCGGUCGAAAUGAAACCCCAAAUCGAGGGAGGAGCGCACAUCAGCAAGGAGGGCAUAAAGAUUCACAGCCGGAAAGGUCUAGGACUCAAAUCCCCAGGUCAAAACCUGAACAGGAUACAGUUCACAUGCACAAACCCAACCCCUGGUUCAAAGAGAGGGGUACAGAGGAGCAGGGAGGGUGUGAGAGGAGGACAAAAGGACCAGAGUCAAGGGACAGAAGUAGUGAUGGAGGCCAGUGGACGGGGCUUCUUUCCCAGCCUUGCACCACCACCACCCCACCAAACCCGUGGCAGGUAGCCGGCGCCAACAGACAGCCUCCUCCACCCGGGACCUGGCCAGGUGUCAAACAACAGGAAGACUUUAAACCAGUGAAGUCUCUUCAGAGACACUGGGAGUUUUCACCUACCUGCAGUACUGAUGUCCAACCACCAGGGGACAGCACAGCGUUUGACUUCUCAGUGAUGUCCUACAACAUCCUGUCUCAGGAGCUGCUGCAGGACAACGCCUACCUGUACCGACACUGUAACCCCGGCGUCCUGCCCUGGAACCACCGGCUGCCCAACCUGCUUGCUGAGAUCCAGCACCACAGCGCUGAUAUCCUGUGUCUUCAAGAAGUCCAGGAGGACCACUAUGAAAACCAGAUCAAACCUGCUCUACAGGCACUAGGUUACCAGUGUGAGUACAAGAAGCGAACAGGAAGUAAACCAGACGGUUGUGCUGUUAUCUUUAAAACCUCCCGCCUGUCGCUCCUUUCCUUCAAUCCCGUUGAGUUUUUCCGCCCCGGUGACGCCCUCCUCGACCGGGAUAACGUGGGACUGGUUGUGCUGCUGCAACCUAACGACACCGUGGGCCAGUCAGAUCCCUCCACCUUCAUCUGCGUCGCCAACACUCACCUCCUCUACAACCCUCGCCGUGGUGACAUUAAGCUGGCCCAGCUGGCGAUCCUAUUGGCUGAGAUCAGGAAGCUGUCCUGCCUCCCGGACGGGUCGACCAAUCCGGUUGUGCUGUGUGGGGACUUUAACUCCACCCCCUGGAGUCCGCUGUACAGCUUUCUGACCACAGGCCGCCUGGAGUACCGAGGACUGCAGAUCGGCAUGGUGUCGGGACAGGAAAACAUCCCCAGAGGUCAGCGUCUCCUCACGUCUCCAAUCUGGUCUCACAGUCUGGGAAUCAACCAUCAGUGUCAGUACAGGAACAAAUCCUCUGCUGAGUCCUCCCCCAGCAGCCCCACAGCAGUAGAAGGAGCGAUCUCUAAUCUGACUGUAGAAGAUCUUGCCACUAAAGCUGCUGCUGCUGCUGCUUUUAACAGCGCGAGGAUCGAGCACAGCCUGAAGCUGCACUCGUCCUACCAGCACCGCCUGAUGCCUGAUGGGAGACCUGAGAUCACCACCUGUCACUCGCGCACAGCCAUGACCGUGGAUUACAUCCUGUACAGCCCCGAACCCAUCACACCUCCUUCACUUCCUGGUGAGCGGGGCCUCCAGCUGCUGGGCAGGCUGUCAUUGGUCGGCCAGUCGGAGCUGGAGGAAGUCAACGGUCUGCCCAGUCAGUAUCACUCGUCUGAUCACCUUCCUCUUCUUGCUCGAUUCCGCCUCCGGCGCUGACACGGCGUCGUUGGACGACCAGAAAACUGACAGUGCAGCUCAGGGAAGAUGGAUGAGUUUAAGAUGUUGAUGAAACACAGAAAAAUUACUCUUACGUUCAAGACUGGACUGAAUGAAAGGAUUAAAGUCAGUUUGCACUGAGAAGCACAGGCACUCAUUUUUUGGUUUCUCUGCAGGAAGCAAACUGUCGUAAAGAACAUUUUUCCUCAAACUCAGCUGGCUGGUAAAAUUGUGACAUCCAAGGAGAAACAUGCUCUACUCUUUACACUUAAACAAUCACAUGUGUGGGUGUAAUGUUAUGUGACUUCUAAAAACUGCAGGAAUCCUGUUGCUAAAGUGCAAAAUAUAAAAGAUUUAAUGCAGCAUCCAAAUGUUUUCUGAAUGCUCAGAUCAGACUGGUGGCUGAAUGUUUUUUAGUACUUGAGCUUUAGUUUUGUUGAAACUUUUAGAAAUUUUUAGUUUUUAAAAAAAAAAUUUAGUCUUUACAUAAUUGGGUGUCUAAUUUUCAGAUCAUCUUUAAGGCAGAAGGACAUUUCACAUGCAGAGUCCCUGUUUAUCAAGUUAGAAACUGAAAGAACAGAUUUUGUUCUUCGUAUCAUUGUCACUAAAAAUCGAUCAUUGACAGGGUAUCAAACAAUCAUCAGGAUGGUUUUAUCCCUGUUCAUGCAGUUCUCGGGAGCAACUAAGCAAUUUUUUUCACCUGUAUAUAUGUACAUCAGUUGUACACCAACAUUUAAUUUGAUGUUUAAUUGUUCCCAUGCUGUAGAGAAUAUCACAGUUUUUUUUUUUUUAUCUUGUUUGCAGGAAGGGACAGAUUUUAUUCCUAUUUUUUAAGGCGUGUACAUUAUCACUUUUCAAGUUAAAGUGCUGCUGAUGAGGAAAACCAUUUGAUAACUCUGGCCAUGAUAGAGGGGCAAAGCAACCAACACCACCCCCAGCUAUUUACAGACGGUUACUGUUGAAGUACAGUUAAGAUAUUUAGCUCCUGUCUGGAGCAACUGGUCAGUAGUGCAGCAUAGGGCUGAACGAUUUUGAAAAAGAUCUAAUUGCGAUUAUUUUGACUGAAACUGCAUUGCGGUAUGAUUUGCAAUAUUAGGGGGAAUGAUCAUUUUUUACAUCAUUGUUCUCAUUUUCAUUGAAAAACACGUAAAAAUUAAUUAGGUGUGAUUUUUGCAGGGAUCUAUACCAAACGAAGAUGUUUUCUUAAAUCUCUAGAAUAUGAUGUACGCCCUGAGAUCUCUGCAGCAUGACAACAUUUAAUUUAAUGGUAUUUUGUCACACAAAUCACUUUAAACGAAUAUUGCACCUCCUGCGAUUUGAAAAUUGCAGUAAGCCAUAAGAUUUUGAUUAAUUGUUCAGCAUCAACGUGCAUUAUUCAACAAAUGUGGCUUUCAAAAAAGAAAUAACAUUUUCAAAGGGUGCCAGUAGGUUACCAUGAAGUAUUUGGUGAUGAAAAAUACAGAGUGUAGCAUGUUUUAAAGCUUUAGACAAGAGACAAAUGUUAAAAUGGCUUUGUAAUUAAAUUUGUCAGUUUGAGGUGUGGAAGCUCUUUUCAUUCAAUUUUCAUGCACCAGUUUUAAACCUGCCCCUCUAUCAUUACCGUGGAAAUUGUUUCUUUUUAUAUUAUCCACUGUGCCAAAAACCAGUAUGUCCACCUAAAAUUAAAACACUGUACAGUAAGAAAUGAUUCCUGAUCAAAUUUGUCAAUUUAUCAUAAGAACUGAAUGUUGUAUAAUAAAACACAAUAAAACACCUGUAAAAGGUUUUGUUUUGUCAGCCAUCAAGUGUAAACGGUACUGGAGUCAGAAUUUAACUUUUUUUCUAUAAUUUAACAUAAUCAGCAAAUAACAAGUGGAUAUAUUUUUCUAACAUUUUGGAAAGAGAUUUUUGGACAGUUUACAGUGUGUAAAUAAAGGUUGUGUGUUUACAUGUUUA